GAGAUCCCGGUGUGUGCAAGGUGAGGACUGUGCCAGGUCCUAUGUAAUUCUCAAAUUCUAGUUAUAAAUGUCUCAUCCAUAAUUCCAGUGUUCACUUAAAAAAUACAAAAAAUAUAUUGAUAUUUUAAUCUACUGCAAAGAUUUUCAAGACUUUUUGUAUGCUUACAAGUUACCCAAGGAGUUUAUUGAAAAUGGAAUGUCUCAGAUUUACUCCCAAGGGUUGUUUUCAGAGUCUGCAUGCUUACCAUCCUGCAAGUGGUGGAGAAAGCUCUACUGGAGGAGCAUUAGCCUAUAGUUCUAGACUCAGAGGUCAGAAGUCCCCAAAAUGUUUUGUAGUUCUGAGUGCUAACCCAGCCAUGUGAAUGUGUAUUAAUGUACUUGAUCAUACUGAAUUACACCGUGCGUGUUUUACUCAGAACAUGUCUGCCUCUAUAAUAUUAAAGCAUCUGUCACAGUGAAACAUAAUUCUUCUAUAUGUUUAAUAGUCUCUGUGCGAAGCCUGGGAUUGGAGGACCUGACUUUAUUUUGGCCUUUUUAGAGUUGUCUCCCCUGAUCAUUUCGUGACCUUUUUAAUGUGCUGAUUAAUCUUCUCCCUUUCCCUUUUGUUCCAUAUAGAGAAAAAUGGUAAAGAAUCUACCUCAAUGGGAAUGUCAUCCUUACCAACUUUAGAUGGAUUUAAUCGCCCAGCCCGUUCUGCAGGCCAGAGUCCUGAGAUUGGUCAGCCCACGAGUCUUGCACCCUCUGUGUCUGCUCCAGACUGCCCUCUGGAGCCAGGGAACCCAGAUGGCAUCGAACCUAAAGCUGUGCCGGCUUGGGAAGCUUCAGCUGAGUUUCAGAUGAACUCUAAGAAUAAAGACCAUUUUCCUGUCCAGGAUCAUUCUGGGCAUGCUUCUUCAGCAGACCAGAGUUCAGUUAUGCCUGCACAGAAUUCAUCCGAAGCAGCAGCUGUUGGGAGAAAUCUGGAGGUAUCUGCUGAUACCCAGGGCCUCAGAUGUCAUCUCCACACACGACAGGAAGCUCAUUUGUCCCUCACAACUACCCGGACGUUUUUAGGUUCUAAGGGUUGGCAUCCAGAGAAUCAGAACCUUAGUCCAGUAAACGACCUCCAGCACCACCAGGAACCAGAGAAUCAACAGUUUGAGGUCGCACAUCAGAAUGCUCCAUGUGACAGGGGGAACCUUGAGCUUCCUGGGGAAAGGCAGCAGAAGCAAGAAGCUGCCAAUGUGGAAACCACGAUGAAAGGAGUUGAGCUGCAGCAGGUGGAUCUUCCAGAUACAGGGGAGAGUUUUCUACCUUCAGAAUGCUUUGGCCACUCAAAUUCAGAAACAAUUAUGGAAAUAGAUAUAGUUGAACAGUCCCUAGUUACUGUACUUAAUUCCACACACAGUCAGAAUGCCAAUGUCCGAAAUGUUAGUGCAUCUGAUCUUGCUUUAGAUAAUCCCUUGAUGGAAGUAGAGUUAUCAAAGUGUAACCCUUCAUCUGAAAUGCUGAAUAAUUCCUUUUCCAUUCAGGAUUUAGAGCCCCCAGAAGGUAAUGUUGAAAUGUCUGGAACACAUAAAGAAUGUGGGAGGUGUGCCCCCUCCUCCACUGUCUGUGACCACAGUCAACCCUCUUUGGAGUCCACAGAAGAAUCUUGUUCGUCUGUAACGACAGCCUUGAAAGAACUUCAUGAGCUUUUGGUCAUUAGUAGUAAGCCAGCUUCAGAAACUACAUUUGAAGAGGUUGUAUGUCAAUCAGAGAGAACAGCUGAAGGGCAAACGGGUAUUGAUGGCCUUUCUGAAAGAUGGACACAAAACGAGCAUCUUAGAUGCCAGGAUGAAGAGAGUCCACAAAUCUUGCAUGAGACCAUAUCUGUGUCAGGGAAGACAGAAAAAUUAACAGGCACUUCACCUGGUGCUGGAAUAGAAGAUAGAGAAAAUACUAACUUCCAGGGUCUAGGUGGUGGCCUGUCAGCUGAUGAAGGUGACCCCAAAUCUAGGAAAUCAGUAGGUGAGAACAGGUCUGUUACUUUAACCUCACCUGAAACGUUUACUCAGUUAGACUGCACCGCGAGUAUAGGAAUCACAGGUGAGGAGGAUACACCCAGUCAGACUUGCGAGCAAGCCAAGGCUUUGCCAUCCAGUUUUGUGUUGGUUAAAGACUUGUGUCAGGGCAUACAGAAUCCAAUAACAAACAGGCCUGAAACCAGAGAAAAUGUGUGUCCUGAAGCUGCAAGACCAGUUUUUGAUUUUGACUCACCUACCAGCCAUUCAUCAGCAGGUCCCGCCGUUCUUCCUCCAUUCGUUUUUCCUGCUGCGGAUAUUGACCGCAUUCUCCGUGCUGGCUUUACUUUGCAGGAAGCCCUUGGGGCUUUGCAUCGAGUGGGUGGAAAUGCUGACCUUGCACUUCUUGUUUUGCUAGCAAAGAACAUUGUAGUCCCCACCUAACUGUGGAAAGUGGGCUGAACCAUACUCCAUUCCCUGGAAAAAUGCUCUUUCUAUACACACAUGCACACACACACAGACACAUACUCUGUCUCCCCCGCUUUCACACUCACCACAUACACAAUAUAUGUAGAAACCUGCAAACAGAUUGUUGAGCCAGAUUUUUUUUUUAAGAUUUUUUUUCAGCCAAAGUAAUUUAUGCUCUCUGAUGAAUUUGUCUCUUCUACUUGUUAAAAUUUGAAUCUUUUUAAAUGUAUUGGCAGUAUGUGCAUACAGAAGCUUUUUAUUCUCAUUAAGAUGAUGUGUUCUGGAAUAAAAUGGAUGGUUUUGUGUAUAGCACACCAUUUUAGAAUGAGAGUGAAUGCUUUGAAAGGCAGAAGCCAUAAGAAAUCUCACCACGCAUGCAGCUGAAAACACCGCUUGUGUUUCUGUGCUGUAGGCAAGGUAUGACUUUUUGACUCAGUCACCUACUCUGAUGUUUGGAAUUAUAUCCAGUGUUCUGUGUAUUAUGAUUCAUCAAUUAUUGCAAGAAGUUGAACAAUAAUUGAAUAAUAUCUCCUAGCGUGAUUUUUUAAUUUGCUGCUUAGAAUUUUAACAGGGCGAGGGGGGGGCUUCAAUUUCAGGUACUUUUUGCAUCGUAGGCUGCCGCAUGGACUGAUUGCCAAAUACCUUUUUUUUAUCUUGAGUGGGGUAUCGUGGGGGAAUUAAUUUUAGAGUGAAACAUGGUGCUACCCUGAUUCAACAGGAGGAAGGGGGGAGACCUGUCGCUGCAUUCCCAAACUUCAAGAACUGUGAGUGAAAGAUAAUGGCCGAGACACUGAAAUUCAUUGGAGGAGACUGAGUUUGCUAACAUCUCACUGAGGACACCUCAAACCUUAAUGACUAAUAGUGAACUGAAGUUAAUUGCCAGCAGCUUAUUUGCUUUCCGAACUCAUCUAGGAAGUUCUUCACAAUCUCCCUGUGAGCUGUCACUGGAAGUGAAGCACUGAAGCAUGAUAGCCAUGUCACUGAUUCAUCUUGGUUUUUGUAAUGGCCAAUCCAUUUGGUGAGUGACCUUCAUGGCAGUGGAACUAGUUUUGGACUCAAGUGGCCUUGGUAGAGUUUUCUCAUCCCUUUUUUCCUCAGGAGUUUCUUUUUAAGCAAGAUUCAUCAUAUUUGUGUUUACCAUGUCAAGUUAGAGUGGGGCAUAAUGCAUAGUAUUUAUUGUGGCCUUUUUUUAUACAAGGACUAGCCCUUGGAAAUCCUUUGUCCUGGGGGCCCCACUGUGCAAUAAUCGUACUGGAUAGAUUUUAGGUGAUUUUUUCCUGAAAAAUAAACUCUCCUAGAUAGCUAGUAAAAAUCUGAAACCUGCGUUCUGAGAAUAGGAAUUUCUGAUUGCAGGUUAUAGUUUGCAGCAUAUCUGGAACAGACUUUGGAAGAGUGAUUUCUGAAUUUAAAUGAAUUUGUCUAAUUCAAGUCAUUGAGCACAGUUCCAACGGAGGCUCGUAUCUCAGGAGUUUGUGAAAUUUUUACUUUAGGCGCUCAUAGGAGCUUUUCUCUGUCACCCGUUCCAGUUUGUUUCUUUUUGUGUGAAUGUUGGCACGUGUGCUGUGAGAGACUUCAGUGUGUGACAGGAAGGCCCUUUAUUGUCACACGAAGUUAGGAACAGGUUGAGGGAAGGAGCUGCUGUUUUCUGCUUCCCAGAGCACGUUCAACAGCUCUGCUAGGUUGUCUUCAAAUGUUCUUUUAGACAAUCACCCGUGGGAGUCCCUUUUGCCUGUCCUACACCAAAGAUAGAAGGUGCGCUAGGAAACUACUUCUAGGAUUUCUGUCAACCGAUUCUUAGAACUGUGAUUGUAAUUAAGUAGUUGGUGCUAUGAUUGAAGCAAAGUCUAGUAGCAGUGCAGUGAGGCCCUGUGUUGGCUUCCUGGGUGGUGGUCUGGGUGUUUUGACCUUUUAUUUAAAAAAUAUGUAUAUUUGGAGUCGUGGGGUGGGGAGGGGUGGGCAGCUAGAGAAAAUUACCUGGGAGAGUGACUGCUCCCGAGGGGCCACCUGUGUGUACAGAGGCCUCACUGUGUGAGCAGAACAGACUUCGGCAUUCUGUUCGACAGCAUGACCAGAGUGUUCACAAAGUGGAGAAUUGGGAGGAAGUCCCAGUAUUGGUCUGGAGAAGAUUGCAUUACAAUAGCUUUUCAUGUGUUUAUCUGUGUUUUUUAGGAGAAAGUUGAAUAGGCCUUUAGUACACAUAUUCUUGAUAGGGAUACUAUGUGCUUAACCCAUUUGCCAUAUUUUCAUCUUUAUUUUUAAACUGUGUAAUUGCUUUUAAUUUUUAAAAUUUAAACUUUCUGUCAAUUUUUGUAAAAAUAAAGUUGACAUUGUUAGGAUUCUUAAUGACUGAAACUUAGCAGUUCUAGAACACAAAAUAUUAAGGAGCAUUAUACUAGUCACUGGUCAGUUUUAUUCAGCGAUUAGCACUUUAAGAUCUCCAGAAAUGCAGAAAUUACAGAUGAACUUCUAAGACGAGAUCAGAUCAAUUCCUGUUUGUCAAGAGACGUGGUAAGAGCCAGUCGUCACCAGUGCUGGACAACUCCGUCGCCAUAACCAGAAGUGGCAGUUCUGUGGUCAGCAUGCCCCACCACGAGGGCCUCUGUCAUCACUGAGGAGGGGGCGGGGAAGACUGGCCUGCAGUGUGUUCCUGUGAUCUCGGCUAUUCCUGGGCCAUUUGUGCUUUCCAGUGACACCUCACAGGCCUGUGCACAGCCAGUAACCUUCAGCCCUUCUCUGGGCAUUAGCCAUUAAUGUGAAGAAGAGCUGCUGACGGGGAAAGCUGGGUAGGUGUUAAGCAUGCAUAUUCCAACUCGUACUCCACCACCUGUGGCUCUUUCUAGAGCAUGAAACAAGAGACUUGGUGUCACUGAUUCUAGCACGAGUGAAUGUGCAGCCCUCCUGUCCUUCCCUGGCAAGUUUCCCCUCUAAUGAAAGCCAUGCACAAAUAUAGUCGGUUUAACUUGUUAGAUCAAAUCUAUAUAAACUCAUGUCUGCAUAAAUACAAGUGUUAAACUCAUACCUGUAGUUGAUGAGUCAUUUACACCUAAUUUUUCAUAGAUGAAAAGGUGAGACAUUUUUAUACCUGCAGACAUUAACAUCAUGGUGAUGUUUAUCCCACUGUAUCUGUAACGGAGUACCUUGCAGGAGAGUAGUUAACUGCGUUCUGCUGGGCUACCUGGUGAGGGUCUGUGGGGUAACCAUACCUCAGUACAUCAUAAGGGAAGCUAACCAAACUGGAAGUACCUGCCAAAAAGCCAAACUCCUCAGAAAUUACUGGCUUUGUAUAGAUGAUAACGAAAUCAAAAGUUUCUCUUCUUAGAAGGUGAAUGUUACCUUUCAUUUUCUGUCUAAAAAUAUAGCAAUGUCAGUUCCUCAUAACAAUAAAGCUUACUGCAAGACCGCCCUUGAGAACUGGAAAUGGGUUGUAGGCCUUGGUUGUUGCUCUAGUUGUGCGUAGGAAUCCAUUGAAUAAACUGAGGAACACGGGUGAACCUUUGAGGGACCUGCUUUUCUUUUGUGCCUUAUUUUCUCUGGCUAGCAGAGGUAUCAAAUUGUCAUGAGGAAUGGAAGUGGUGCUGUGUGUCAGGAGACGAUAGCCCUCCUGACAGGGGCAUGCAGAGUGGCCCUACAGAAGGUU
Molecule: messenger RNA, 6087 nt
Organism: Ochotona curzoniae (black-lipped pika)
Lineage: Eukaryota; Metazoa; Chordata; Mammalia; Lagomorpha; Ochotonidae
Gene: RSC1A1
Product: regulator of solute carriers 1
Exons: 1
Coding region: 642-2426 (594 amino acids)
Source: RefSeq, a predicted model, not a curated record